Molecule: messenger RNA, 159 nt
Organism: Histoplasma mississippiense
Lineage: Eukaryota; Fungi; Ascomycota; Eurotiomycetes; Onygenales; Ajellomycetaceae
Exons: 2
Coding region: 1-159 (52 amino acids)
Source: RefSeq, a predicted model, not a curated record
AUGCCCCCCCAGCUCAGUGAAUUUACCAUCAAUGAGAUCAUACACCUUUUAAAUGAUGAUUAUAUACCUGCUCAAUCUAGCAGCUGGUCCAACCUUCUAGGGACCAGCGGAUCAUUCUGUUAUAAUCUGACCCCUACGUUCUACACCCUCAAUAUCUAA